This is a messenger RNA of Serendipita indica DSM 11827, 507 nucleotides long. The record is from the annotation of a GenBank genome assembly. NCBI's taxonomy places the organism in Eukaryota, Fungi, Basidiomycota, Agaricomycetes, Sebacinales, Serendipitaceae.
AUGCAUACAAUCACAUUCUCAACGAUUUCUCUGGUCAUCACCCUCUCUAGUACCUUCGCAGCGCCAGUGCCGAUCCCCGCUUGGAGUGCCGUACGUGCUGCGAUGAAAGGCAAAGGUGGCGACCUCGCUGGCCACGCUGUGGAUCUCGGUAUGAGACUCAAAGAUCAAAAUGAUGGAAGUACGGCGGCGCAGCAACAUCAAGCACCAGGGAUGAGGAUGCAUGCCGUUGUUCAUCAGGCCAUGGCCAACUCACGGGCGCAUGCAAGUACACAAGCACACUCAACAAAACUUCAGCAAGCAGCCGCUGCCCAUCAUAAUGCACAACAACGACCUGCAUUCAUUCCGCCACCGAGGCAGCCAUCGAUGCCUGUACAACAGCCUAGCCGGAUUUUAACGGUGCUUAACCAGCAGAGAAUUUCUCAACAGCGCAGUGGUCGGCACCAUAGACGCGAUAUUGGGUGGACCGAAGGCGAGUUGGAGUCUCGUUCGCUCGAGGACUUGGACUAG